This is a messenger RNA of Xenia sp. Carnegie-2017, 2055 nucleotides long. RefSeq names its product folylpolyglutamate synthase, mitochondrial-like. Lineage: Eukaryota; Metazoa; Cnidaria; Anthozoa; Malacalcyonacea; Xeniidae. Gene Ontology annotation, biological process: tetrahydrofolylpolyglutamate biosynthetic process. The coding region runs from base 177 to 1760 and encodes 527 amino acids. Gene Ontology annotation, molecular function: tetrahydrofolylpolyglutamate synthase activity; ATP binding. The record is from RefSeq and is a predicted model, not a curated record. The transcript is spliced from 16 exons. Gene Ontology annotation, cellular component: cytosol; cytoplasm; mitochondrion.
UAUAACAGAUAUGCUACUUUUGCAAAUUUUCAAUUAUGAAUAAAUAUAUCGAACAUUUUUCUGUAAGCUGUCGUGUCGUCGAUUUCAGCCAUGACUUCUGCAUUUCCCUACAGCGGACCCACGUGUUUAUAAAUUAUAAUGGUAUUUUACAUAAACGUCUUUUGUACUCAUGACUUAUGUUGACAAAGCUUAUCAGAGCCUGUACACAAGUCAGGCGAUUUACCAACAAAAUAAUUAUGAACAGGACGUACGAGAGUGCAAUAAAAGCUCUGAACACACUCCAGUCAAAUUCAUCUGUUUUGAAAGAAGUCAGUCGAAGCAACCAGAUACAUCAAAAUGAUAGAUUUGAAAAAGCCAAAGAGUUCUGUGUAAGAGCAAAAGUUCCCAUUGAUGAACUUGAUAUGUUAAAAGCUAUUCAUGUCAGUGGCACCAAAGGAAAGGGGUCUGUGUGUGCAUUUUGUGACAGGAUUCUGCGUGAACAUGGAUUGAAAACUGGCUUCUAUAGUUCACCACAUUUGGUCGAAGUAAGAGAGAGAAUUCGAAUUGACGGGAAGCUGAUUUCUAAAGAGAAGUUUGCUCAUUAUUUCUGGACAAGCUGGGAUAAUCUACAACAGGCUUGUGCCAAUGACAUGCCAUCUUAUUUUGUAUUUCUUACUAUCAUGUCUUUUUAUAUUUUUUUACAUGAAAAGAUUGAUGUUGCCAUUAUUGAAGUUGGUAUUGGAGGAGCUUAUGAUACCACAAAUAUCCUGAGGAGGCCAUGGGUUUGUGGGGUAACAUUGCUUGGUCGCGAUCAUCUUACUGUCCUUGGAGGAACUACAGAGAGCAUUGCAUGGAAUAAAGCUGGCAUUUUCAAAUGCAGUGUCCCAGCAUUUACAGUACCCCAAGAUGAGAUUUCCAUGAAAGUUUUGUCUCAAAGAGCAAAGGAAUUAAAGGCUCCAUUGAAAGUUGUUCCCAAGAUGUGCGAUUAUCCUGGAGAAAUGAUAACAAAGUUGGGAAUCGAAGGUCAACAUCAGUUUCAAAAUGCUUCACUUGCUGCACAAUUAUGUCACACUUGGUUGCAGCGUAAUUGGGAAGAAAACAACUGUGAAAACAGGAGUAAUGAAAUAUUUAGUGAUACCCCUACAGCCAGUGGCGUCAUAACAGUUGCAGAAACGUUUCCUAUUUCUGGAACCUUUAGAAAUGCGUUAGAAAAAACGUAUUGGCCAGGUAGAUCGCAUUGUAUAUCCCGCGAGAACUACUCAUUGUAUUUGGAUGGAGCGCACACACCAAAAAGUAUCCUUGCUAGUGCAGUAUGGUUUCGUAAGAGAGCAGAUGAAGAAAAAUAUUUACUGAGCCCACGAAAAGUUUUUCGAGUUUUGAUUUUCAAUUGUACCGACCUUGUUCUGUACCAACUGAUCUUCAAGAAAAGUUCAGAUCUGUCAGAUUUCACACACAGUUUGAGUUCCACGCUCAAGCGCUGUCAUGAAAACCACGAAAUCUGGAAACGACUUACAGGUGAGAAAGAUUCGGUGUUAUUGUCACUAAAUGAUUUGGAUAAGAGAUUUCGGACUAUGGCAGUGCCAACUUCGUCUGUGGUUACCUCUGUGUCUGAAGCGUUAAAUUUUGUUCUUGGGGAACGCGAGCUAUCACUGCGCAUCAAUGCGGACAGUUCGCGUAUUUCACCGCGUGCUGAUCACGUGCAAGUCGUUAUAACUGGCAGUCUACAUUUAGUUGGUGCAGCUAUGAAAGUACUGGGACCAAACCUUGUAAAAAUUCAGUGAUUUCAGCAGUAAAUGGCAGCGUAGCCAUCUUGGUCUUUUAAUUCACUAUGUAUAUAUAUUUUCUGCUCCUCAAAGGAAAAUCAUAAAUUUAAAGAAAUUAUUGGAGAAUUUUCUUUUUAAAUAUGCUUUGCCAAACUAAAAGACCAACCUGGCUUCGACUUUUUUUCUCAUUAGUAUAAAUUAUACUUGGACAUAUAUAUGGGGUUACACAGUGCCUAAAACUAUGAAAGUUCACAGUACAAAGGAAAGAAUAUCUAUGACAACGUUGAUGUAUUAAAUUAUAUAUAAAAAUUUA